This is a messenger RNA of Alternaria rosae, 2521 nucleotides long. RefSeq lists its product as uncharacterized. Lineage: Eukaryota; Fungi; Ascomycota; Dothideomycetes; Pleosporales; Pleosporaceae. The record is from RefSeq and is a predicted model, not a curated record. The transcript has 3 exons. Bases 169 to 2379 code for a protein of 736 amino acids.
UGGCUGCCCUCUUCUUGUUGUCAUGCUGCAUACGUCCACAGUAUUACAUGUGCAACACCCCGCUGAACGCUAGCACUAUGGUGUUUUCCUAAUGACCUCGGGACCGCGUCGCAAUCAUCCUAUGCUCUCAAAAUUGCACCACCCUAGAUUCACAACAUUGCGAUAACGAUGACUUCUCAAGGAAUUCAGUCGGCUUAUUCUUCGCGAGAUGUUUCGCCAGAAUCGCGUCCUGAACCCUACGACCCCUUCCGCACAGAAUCCGAUCCUAUCGAGCUCUCAUAUCUAUCACGGCUGUCGUCAGAUGGUAGGGAGCCACACAUCUCUCAUGCACAAUCCUGGGGUCAGUCUCAGGAUGGGGGUACAAAGAGUGGGUUGCGGGCGGGAGCCUACUUGGGCUUGCCGCAUGGUGACAGCCGGUACGAGCCAGUGCCCGGAGAACACGACAUCUCGGGCCAUUCCAUACGCUCAGCGAGAGAGUCAACGCAUACUCUGAACUCGCUCUACCAUAGAAAGACCAUAGAUGCGGACACCCAAGCGCUCGUCGACAGGAGAUCUGGCGAGUUGGUCCAAUGGCACAUAUAUUGGACAACACCAGCUCUUAUAGUGGCACUGUUCAUAGCAGGAUUUGCGGCAGCAGUGGGUCACCACUUGUUUUACAUGCAUCUCAAUGGGCAGCCGGCUACCGAUCAAUUGAAGAUGGUACGAUACGGUACAGCCUUGGCCUUCUUUGUGAAAAGCACACUGGUCGGGACCGUUAUCAUGUGCAACCGUCAACGAAUAUGGUAUACCUUUCGACGGAAGGCGAUGACGAUCAAUGGAAUUGAUGGUCUUUUCUCUGCAACGGAAGAUCCGACGCAGUUCUUCCUCAACUGGGAAAUGAUCAGAAAUGGCAAGCUUGCUACACUCAUGGCAGCAUGUACUUGGUUACUACCACUUGCAUCCGUCUUGUCUCCAGCCUCGCUAACUUCCGAGUUAAGAACGUUUAACAAUACGGCCACUUGCUCUGUAGCUACCCUAGAUUUCACCCAAGAAUCUACGUACGACUUUCGAGACAUGAGUAAAUUCCGGCAAAGGAGCUUAAACUUCUACAACACGACUGAACCAGCCGAUGAGGAACGGAGAGAUGGAACAAAAUACUCCGAGACAACAGAAAGCUUCUUCGACUAUUACGAUCAGCCGUCGACGAAUGCGCGCCGCUUGGCCUUCAGUAGUGUGUACAUGCAGAAGCCACAGCCUCGCGAAAAUGCCUCUACCGUAUUUUGCGGAUCGGGCUGGAAUUGUACAUACACAAUUAGCUUCGUGGGACCAGGCUACCAAUGCGAUGAUGUCGACGAGGCUAAUAGAUUGGACGCGCCGUUCACAUUGGCUGAAUUAGCGCCAAAUGGAAGCCUCGUGUAUGCUGCCGAGGUUGAUCAAGGUGAUUACAGUUACCAAGAUCCAGCGAAUGGUACAGAGUCUUUAGGCGUGUUCAAGAACGAACCAAACCUCUGGAUUGGUUACGCCAUCAAUACGUCCAAAUUGUACUCGUACGAUGAGGAUUCAGACUACAAAGCCAAAUGGGGAAACGUGCAUGAGCCCAAGAUAUUCAAAUGCGUCAUGCAGUACACCAAAUAUACUUUCAAUAUGAGCUACAAUCCUAGACAGUCCGCAACCCGCUGGAAACGAGAGUUCCUGCGUCCUGUUGUCGGGGAGCAUCCCAUCGAACCACAGAAAAAUGUUGAACAAUACAAACUAACGGCUUCCUUCCAUACUCUGGGCUUACUCCUACGACGCUUCCUGCGUGGCAAAAUCGUAAAGCAAAAAAUCCUCAUUACCUACUCAGAUCUGUCUGAGACACGAUUGGUCAACAGCAGCACCUCGUACCCGUUGGUGGAUCUGAAGACAGAGAUACAGGAUCUUUUCGAAGACAUACUCGUUACUCUUCUCAACGACCCGAAUCUAGUCGUGGCCAAGACUCAGGAAGUGCCUUGCACGAAGUCACGAACCAUGAUGGUAUACGUGUAUUACAAACACUCCCUCUGGGUGGGAUAUGCGAUCGCCAUCGCAAUUACUUUCGCCUUCAUCCUGGUCGGUGCAUGGUCGCUCCACAUGAACGGGGUAGCAUCUGAUGUGCUCUUCUCUCGCAUCAUGGCUACCACGCGUAAUCCUACGCUGGAUCACUUGAGCGUUGGGGCGUGUUUGGGUGGGGAUCCUUUUCCCAAGGAGCUGGCAAAGACGAAGUUACGCUUUGGUGUCCUCCUUGAAGAUGAUCCUAAAGAGGGACCUUUGGGCAAAGUGGAGCAUUGUUGCUUUGGCACUAUGGGCGAGACGAAGGAAAUUAUCAAAGGCGGCACGUAUGCGGGACUCAGGCAGCAUAGGAUCGAUGCCCGAUUGAUAUAGAAGCGUGACACCGGGUGUUGUGUACCUCCUGAAUACCGCGAAAUAAUGCCUAUUAUGCCUCAGUCACCAUUGCAUAGCUCCAGGCUACCAAUGAGACUGUGCCUGACAUUGCUGAACGAUCAUCCCAUACCACACGGCUAGG